Messenger RNA from Nerophis ophidion (straightnose pipefish), 4316 nucleotides. RefSeq names its product fibroblast growth factor 2 (gene fgf2). The transcript has 3 exons. Gene Ontology annotation, biological process: animal organ morphogenesis; fibroblast growth factor receptor signaling pathway; regulation of cell migration. Gene Ontology annotation, molecular function: fibroblast growth factor receptor binding; growth factor activity. The record is from RefSeq and is a predicted model, not a curated record. Gene Ontology annotation, cellular component: cytoplasm. Bases 360 to 824 code for a protein of 154 amino acids. NCBI's taxonomy places the organism in Eukaryota, Metazoa, Chordata, Actinopteri, Syngnathiformes, Syngnathidae.
CGCAUGCGAACUGAGGCCCAAAGUGGGGAAAGCCUUGCACACCGAUCUAAGCCAGCUGCUUUGAUUAAACCACUACACAGGAAGACUGCAAGACCAUCCAUCCCCCAACCAUCAGAGCAACUCUACAAACAGCAGGCAAACACAUGCAAACUUAAGCUCUGUGGACUUUUUUUAAUCAGCCAGAAGCUCACCAAGGAGACCUUCUGUUUGUGAUUCUCUCUUGUCAAAGGGUACCCGAGGCCCUGCGACCCCUGAGCUAAUGUGAAGGGGAGGAGGAAAGUUAGUGGGAGGUGGGAGGCCUACAGUGGGGCAGCUUCCAGAAAGGAGACAGAGAGCAGUCACCAGGAAGCGAGGAAAAGAUGGCCACAGGAGAGAUCACGACACUUCCUAUCACGCCUGAAGACGGCGGCAGUGGCGGCUUUCCCCCUGGAACUUUCAAGGAGCCCAAGAGGUUGUACUGCAAAAAUGGGGGCUUCUUCUUGAGGAUAAAGUCAGACGGUGGAGUGGACGGAAUCCGGGAGAAGAGCGAUCCCCACAUAAUGCUUCAGCUGCAGGCAACCUCAGUAGGGGAGGUGGUCAUCAAAGGGGUUCGCGCCAAUCGCUACCUGGCUAUGAACAGAGACGGACGACUGUUUGGAGCGAGACGAGCAACUGAGGAAUGUUACUUCUUGGAGCGUCUCGAGAGCAACAACUACAACACCUACCGCUCAAGGAAAUACCCCACCAUGUAUGUGGCGCUGAAGCGGACCGGCCAGUACAAGUCUGGAAGCAAAACCGGACCGGGUCAGAAGGCUAUACUCUUUCUGCCCAUGUCGGCAAAGUGAUAACCUGGGACAAGGUUGAAAGAACGUUGGUGCCUUAGCUGUGAUGGCAGUGAAGGAAGGUACUGUAAGUCCACAGUGCCUGGCACAGCUGUGAUCUUUGGAGACUCAUUUAUUCCGACACACCUGCUCUUGUUAAGCUUGACUUUUUGAAUCAAUCACCACUUUUAAUGCAGAAGAAAAGAACGAGGAAAACGUCAGAGCCAAAGUCCUCUUUUGUACACUCGGCUCCUAAUCCUAUAAAAAGGGGCAUUGACACAUUUCACACAACGUAAGGUUUUAUUAACUGUUAGACUACUUAGAAGACUUCAAAGUAUGUGUAUAUUCCUAAGGUGUCUUGUAGUAUUUGUGUUGUGGACACACAAAACAAUUCCAAGGCAACUGAAGUUCAGUCCAAUGACAGAUGAAAGAUAAAGAAAACUUAGCUGAGACGUUAGAUUUGAGGCUACAACUUUCUGCUCCCAACUCAUCACAUACUUUUUUUUAAAGUCUGUCGUUCAACUGAUAAAAUCAAGUUUGGUUGACUGGAAACCUUUGAUGAGUACUUGGGAAACCAGCAACCAUACAUUGUUUUGUACACAGAUUACGGCACCAGGUUUUUUUGGAUUGCGUUACACAUUUUGUAACAAUACUUAAGGUCUCGACAUUAGCCAAAAGGUAUCUUCAAUUCAAAAUGUGUUCCUCAGUCCAUGCCAUGCAAAACAGAGUUAGCUGGGGUUUUUUUCAAACUUUUCUUAGAUGGUAUAUGUUCAGAAGCAGAACAAAGCCUAAAUUGUAACCUGCUGAAAAACUCGGGUUUAGACUGAAUCCCAAUUCUUGCCCUAAACACAUCUUCUCGGUCUUAUCCCGAGCCCUCACCCCUCAAACUAGGGGGCCAAGCGGUGGAAAACACACCUUAAGAAAUACAACGCCACUUGUGUCCUCAAUACGUCACCCCUGGCCGAUUGGUGGAUUUUACUAUGAUACAGAUAAACUGUAACAAGUGGUAGACACGGUAUUCAGAAUCUACAUUUUGUACAAUAGUUGUGCUAGCUAGGUUGUCAGGACGAACAAUUUUAAAACCAAAAAAAGAUUUGAAAAUUUAGAAAAUAGAUCAGCUGUUGAAUCAUUCAGGAAAUGUUGUCAGGUUGUCAGGACGAGCAAUUUUAAAACCAAAAAAAGUUUUGAAAAUUUUGAAAAUAGAUCAGCUUUUGAAUCAUUCGGGAAAUGUGUUCAAUUGAAGUCCAUUGUUUAAAAUUUUGACAGAGUAGUUUCCUAGAUGCAGUCGCGUUAGCUAUCUCAUGUGACAAGCGGGUUUAGGAUAGAAGACAUUCUAAACAUUGCUCGUAUAAAUUAGCCGUGUAAUAUUUCAUGAAAUGUAGUAAAUUGUUAUGUAGUUUGUUUGCUGUUCGCCUGAUACCGUAGUUUAAUAGCUACAGCUUCGUGAACUAGCCCGUUUCACGAGAAUUUUUUGAAUAGAAAAAAACAUUCUAAACAUGGCUGAUGUAAAUUCCAAAAGUAAAUUAGAAAUCUAAUCAAUCAUGAAAUGUAGUAAAUUAUUCUGUAUUCUUGUCCAGGGUGUCCCCCGCCUUCGGCCUGAAUGCAGCUGAGAUAGGCUCCUGCACCCCCCGCGACUCCCAAAUGAGAUAAGAAGUAGAAAAUGGAUGGAUGGAUGGUAUUCUGUAUUCUGCUACCCUGACAUCGUAGUUUAUUAGCUACAGUCGCGUUGGCUCGUGUGACAAACGAGAUUAUAAUAGAAAACAUUCUAAUCAUGGCUCAUGUAAAUUAUCCAUCUAAUCAUUCAUGAUAUGUAGUUAAUUGUAGUGUAGUUUGUUUGCUGCUAGUCUCAUACCAUAAUGUAAUACUAACAGCUGCGUUACCUAGCUCGUGUAACGAGCGACUAGAAAAAAAAUACAUUCUAAACAUGGCUAGUGUAAAUUAUGGAAGUAAAUUAACAUUGUAAUCUUUCAUGAAAUGUAGUAAAUUGUUUUAAAGUCUUUAUUCUGCUCCCCUGAACUCGUAGGUUUUUAGCUAAAGUCGUGUUAGCUAGCUUGUGUGGCAAUCAAGUUCAUAAUAGAAAACAUUCUAAACAUGGUUAACUUAAAUUAUGUCUGGUCAUUAUUGGAAUAUGAUACAUUGUAUUAAAGUCCGUAUUUUGCUACCCUGACAACAGUUUAUUAGCUUCAGUCACGUUAGCUCGCUCAUGCGAUAUGCGACUUUAGAAUAGGAAAAAAACAAACAUUCUUAACAUGGCUAAUGUAAAUUCUGAAAGUAAAUUAGCAAUCUAAUCAUUCAUCAAAUGUAGUAAAUUGUUUCAGUCUUUAUUCUGCUACCCUGACCUCGUAGUUUUUUUUAGCUACAGUCGUGUUAGGUAAAUCGUGUGACAAGCAAGUUCAUAAUAGAAAACAUUCUAAACAUGGCUAACUUAAAUUAUAUGUCCUUUUUUAUAUUAUAUAAAAUCCGUAUUUUGCAACCCUGAAGUCAGUUUAUUAGCUACAGUCACGUUAGCUAGCUUGUGUGAUAAGCAAAUUUCGAAUAGAAAACAUUCUCAACAUGGCUAAUGUAAAUUAGCUGUCUAACACAUACUUGCCAACCCUCCCGGAUUUUCCGUGAGACUCCCGAAAUUCAGCGCCUCUCCCGAAAACCUCCCGGACAAAUUUUCUCCUGAAAAUCUCCCGAAAUUCAGGCGAAGCUGGAGGCCACGCCCCCUCCAGCUCCAAGCGGACCUGAGUGACGUGUCGACAGUCUGUUUUCAUGCCCGCUUUCCCACAGUAUAAAGAGCGUGUCUGCCCAAUAACUUUAUAACUGUAGAAUGAUCAAGGGCCAGAUCUUGGUUUCUUAUGUGGGUUUAUUGUUAGGCAGUUUCAUUAAAGUCUCCCAGCCUGGUAAUAACACACAACAACAGCAGUCAUAUUUUCGUCUACCGUAAAGCAGUUUGUCUGCCGUAAGCUCCAAUGUUGUGAACUUGUGACACUCUUAAACAGGACAAUACUGCCAUCUACUUUACAUAGAAUAGAAGGUAGAAUAGAAUGUACUUUAUUUAAUUCAGCACCACAGUUCGCUCACAAUAAACAAUGAUAAUAAUAAAUAAUAUAAUGUAUAUAAUAUAUCGUAUAUAUAAUAUAUAAUAUAUAAAUAAUAUAAGUAUAUUCUACAUAUAUUGUACAUUUAAGUGCAGUCAAGGAACAUAUGCAUUAUACAGUCUGAUGCCUGUCGGUAUGAAGGACCUCCUUGGUCGUUCCGUGUUACAUUUUGGGAGUCUGAGCCUUCCACUGAACGUGCUCAUUCUCUCCGCAAGGUCUGAGUGUAGUGGGUGGGAGGUGUUCUCCAUAAUUGCUAGGAGUUUUGCUAGACUUCUUCUCUGCCAGAGAGUCUAGCUGUGGUUAGAAAAAUACUGACAGAGAAUAGAACAAAGAUGGACAUUUCAACCCUUAACUCAACAAUGACUGUUGUGUGUGUGUGUGUGUGUGUGUGUGUGUGUGUGUGUGUGUGUAUGUAAAUAAAUGAACACUGAAA